This is a messenger RNA of Capsicum annuum, 847 nucleotides long. RefSeq lists its product as uncharacterized. The record is from RefSeq and is a predicted model, not a curated record. NCBI's taxonomy places the organism in Eukaryota, Viridiplantae, Streptophyta, Magnoliopsida, Solanales, Solanaceae.
UUGGAAACCUUCAGAAAGACACUUAUGAGAUCGCUUAAUGAGGAAGAAGACAACCCGGCUGGAGCUCCAGAUAUUGCUAAAAAUGGACAAAACCGAUCAGAUGAAGAUUCUUCCUUGCCACCUGCAAAACCUCCUCAAAGGACCCAGUCAACAGAUGGUGGAUAUUCACGUUCAGAGGAUGCCGAGUCAGAAACUUCUAGGCCUCGAAUAUCACCAAGUCUCUUGUUAGCAUCGCAGACUAGCACCCCACGUUUUACUCCUCCUGGUUCCCCUCCAAGUCUUUCAGCAUCUGUGUCUCCUUCAAGGUCGCCAAGACCACUGUCUCCAAGGAGGCAUUCUAUUUCAUUCUCAACGUCAAGAGGCAUGUAUGAUGACAGAUCUUCAGUAUUUUCUACACCCCAUAGCCAGCAUGGCUCGAUGUCAGGCCUUGAAGCAGGAUCGCAAACUGCACGAGCUCGAGUGGAUGGGAAAGAGUUCUUCCGACAAGUCAGGAGUCGGCUAUCGUAUGAACAGUUUGGUGGUUUUCUAGCAAAUGUUAAGGAAUUAAACUCGCACAAGCAAACAAAAGAGGAAACUUUGCGGAAAGCAGCUGAAAUUUUUGGCCAGGAAAACAAAGACCUUUAUACAAUCUUUGAAGGGUUGAUCUCUCGUAAUGCCCAAUAAAAUGGCCAAAAUCAUCCUGCAUUGGUGCAUGUUGAAUGUAUUUUUACUGUAAAGUGACUGAAUAAACUAAAUGUGCCAAAAGGUUGUAAUUAUUGUUUCACUACAUUGGAGCUUCUUCUUUUGUUACAGAUGUAUUUUAUUUUAAUUUAUAGGUUCAAAAAAAAAAAAAAAGAUUUUUCAUGUA